Molecule: messenger RNA, 1941 nt
Organism: Falco peregrinus (peregrine falcon)
Lineage: Eukaryota; Metazoa; Chordata; Aves; Falconiformes; Falconidae
Gene: SFRP5
Product: secreted frizzled related protein 5
Exons: 3
Coding region: 167-1117 (316 amino acids)
Biological process (GO): non-canonical Wnt signaling pathway; negative regulation of canonical Wnt signaling pathway; canonical Wnt signaling pathway
Molecular function (GO): Wnt-protein binding
Source: RefSeq, a predicted model, not a curated record
AGCCCCGGGGGGGGCCCCGCAGCCGGAGCAGAUUGGCUGCCGGUGAGGCCUCCCUGGGCUCCUUAGAAAGGGCAGGAGCGUGGGAGGCGCCAAGGGAGCAGGCAGCGCCGAGCCGCGCUCCCAUCGCUCGGCAGGCACGGCUGGUGGCGGCAGGCGGGCAGUGGCCAUGCCGCAGGCGGGCAGCCCCCCGGGUGGCCGGGGCACAGCACUGCUGGCGCUGGCGCUGGCGCUGGCGGGGUCCCCGGGCAGCGGGCAGCACUACGACUACUAUGGCUGGCAGCCCGAGAGCCUGCCCCACGGGCGCUUCUACGGGCGGGAGCCGCAGUGCCUCGACAUCCCGCCCGACAUGCAGCUCUGCCGCGACGUGGGCUACAAGCGCAUGCGGCUGCCCAACCUGCUGGAGCACGAGACCAUGGCUGAGGUCAAGCAGCAGGCUGGUAGCUGGGUGCCCCUGCUCGCCAAGCAGUGCCACACCGACACCCAGCUCUUCCUCUGCUCCCUCUUCGCCCCUGUCUGCCUCGACCGGCCUGUCUACCCCUGCCGCUCCCUCUGCGAGGUGGUGCGUGACUCCUGUGCCCCCGUCAUGGAGUCCUACGGCUUCCCCUGGCCCGAGAUGCUGCACUGCGGCAAGUUCCCCUCCGACCAUGAGCUCUGCAUCGCUGUCCAGUUCGGGAACAGCAAAGCCACACCGCCACCAGUGUCCAAGAUCUGCACCCAGUGCGAGAUGGAGCACAAGGCGGAUGGCAUGAUGGAGCAGAUGUGCUCCAGUGACUUUGUGGUGAAGAUGCGCAUCAAGGAAAUGACAGAGGAGAACGGGGAGCGGCGGCUGGUGGCCGCCCAGAAGAAGAAGGUGCUGAAGCUGGGCCCGCUCAAGCGCAAGGACACCAAGAAAAUGGUGCUGCAUAUGAGGAACGCAGGCACCUGCCCCUGCCCCCAGCUCGACAGCCUCAGCGGCAGCUUCCUGGUGAUGGGCCGCAAGGUGGGUGGCCGCCUGCUCCUCCUCGCUGUCUACCCCUGGCAGAAGCACAACAAGGAGAUGAAGUUUGCUGUCAAGUUCAUGUUCUCCUACCCCUGUCCCCUCUACCACCCCCUGCUCUAUGGGGCUGGGCAGCACUAGGGCUCUGCCCACCCUGCCUUGUCUCAGGACUCCUGCACUGGCCUGAUGCCGCACCCCUGGCACCCUGGCAUCCCUGGUUGCACCCCAGAACCCCAGCUCUGCUCCCCUCGGCCCCUUGGCUGUGCCCUGCCCUGCACCCCCAGGAGCCACAACUGCAUUUGUGAGAGCCCUGAUCCACUGCCAGGACAUCUGUCCCCUCCUAAGAGCUCUGCUCGGUACCCCUAGGAGCCCUGUUCUGCUCUCAGGACACCUACCCACACCCAGGAGCUUAGGCUGCCCAAGGCCCAUGUUCUGCAUGCUUGUGAACCCUGGUCUGCACCAGAGAGGCUUGACUACUCCCAAGCCUCCUGCCCAGCACCCCAGGGACCCUUGCCUGCACUUAGGAUCCCUGCUUGGCUCUUUUGGGACCCCUUGGCUGCACCUGGCAUCUCUACCCUGCACUCCUGCGUCCCCUGCCCAGCUCCCUGAUAACACGCCCCAGACCCUCAGCUCCGCCACAUCCCUACUGCAGCCCACCAAAGCAUCCCAUGCCCUCACCUUGAGCUCACACACCAGCUCUGGAUUAUGCGACCUUUGCAAGGAUCCACUUCAGCUGCGGCCGGUCCCUCCUGCCCUGCUGUCUCCACAAACAAGACCAAGUGCCCAGAGCAGCAUGGACCCUGCCUCGGCACCCCCACCCUGCCCAUCCCACGUAACUCAGGAGGGGUGGGUCCACCUCCAAGGUCCCAGACCAGCUCUGCUGCAUCCCUCACACACUCCCCUGCCAAGAUGCAGCCCAAGCACCCCUUGCCCACUCACACCACAGUAAAUUAUUCUGCCUCAGA